Messenger RNA from Ochotona curzoniae (black-lipped pika), 7570 nucleotides. RefSeq names its product OTU deubiquitinase 4 (gene OTUD4). The record is from RefSeq and is a predicted model, not a curated record. Bases 563 to 3883 code for a protein of 1106 amino acids. The transcript has 21 exons. Gene Ontology annotation, biological process: regulation of protein K48-linked deubiquitination; negative regulation of interleukin-1-mediated signaling pathway; protein deubiquitination. NCBI's taxonomy places the organism in Eukaryota, Metazoa, Chordata, Mammalia, Lagomorpha, Ochotonidae. Gene Ontology annotation, molecular function: cysteine-type deubiquitinase activity; K63-linked deubiquitinase activity.
CCGCGGCUCGCUCGCUCGCUCGCUCUUUUUUUUUUUGCCUCAGCUCUCGGCGUGGGGCGCGCGCGGGGGAGCAGGCCGGCCGCGUCUCACGCGAGGCGGCCCCGCGAGCGCAGCGCAGGCGGAGGUUUCUUCGCCUUUCGCCGGCCCGGGACCAGGAAACUCGUGCGGGAGGCGGCUUGGCGGCCCGGUUCCUGAUCGGGCGGCCGAGGCGGUCCGGGCGUGACUCGCUUCCUUCGGGGGGUCUUCUUUCAUCCUCCCCCGCCGCCACCUCCUCGGCCCCCACGCCGUCCUCUCUCCGCCCCGGGCGCGUGGUCUGUCUGGGGGAGGCGGGCGCGUGCGGACAGCCAUGCACUAGGCAGGGCUGCUCCCCUCGCCUCAUGCGCCUGGGGACCCCGGAACGCUGCCUCGGGGCCACCGCCUGCCGCCGCUCGCCGAGCAGCCUGAGCCGGAGCUAGGGUCGGAGGCGGAGGAGCCGGAGGCAGGCCGGGGCGUCGAAGCUGCCGGCGGAGCAGCCAUGUGGGGCUAGCCCGCGCCGCGCCUGGCCUGCAGCGGAACCGGCAACAUGGAGGCGGCCGUCGGAGCCCCGGACGGCGGGGACCAGGGCGGCGCGGGGCCCCGCGAGGACGCGACGCCCAUGGACGCCUAUCUGCGGAAACUGGGCUUGUAUCGCAAACUGGUAGCCAAGGACGGGUCGUGCCUGUUCCGGGCCGUGGCGGAGCAGGUGUUGCACUCUCAGUCUCGCCAUGUUGAAGUUAGAAUGGCCUGUAUUCAUUAUCUUCGAGAGAACAGAGAUAAAUUUGAAGCGUUUAUAGCUGGAUCGUUUGAAGAGUAUUUAAAACGUUUGGAAAAUCCACAGGAGUGGGUUGGAGAAGUGGAAAUCAGUGCCCUUUCUCUUAUGUACAGGAAAGAUUUUAUAAUUUAUCGGGAACCAAAUGUUUCUCCGGCACAAGUAACUGAAAAUAAUUUUCCUGAAAAGGUAUUAUUGUGUUUUUCAAAUGGAAAUCACUAUGAUAUUGUAUAUCCCAUACAGUAUAAAGAUAGUUCUGCUAUGUGUCAGUCUCUCCUUUAUGAAUUGCUAUAUGAGAAGGUAUUUAAAGCUGAUGUUAGUAAAAUCAUGAUGGGACUAGACACUUCUGAAGUAGCUGAUGGAAACAAUAGUGAAAUAUCAGAUUCUGAAGAUGAUAGUUUCAGGAAGAAAACUACCACUGAUAAUGAUGUGAAUGGAUUUAAAGCUUUGUCAGGCAAUGAGCAUCAGAAGAACAAUGAGAAGCCUACUAGCCUUCCCUUGUCUAGAAAGGUUCUUAAGUCACUCAAUCCGGCAGUCUACAGAAAUGUGGAAUAUGAAAUUUGGCUGAAGUCUAAACAAGCUCAACAAAAACGUGAUUAUUCCAUUGCUGCUGGUUUACAAUAUGAAGUUGCAGAGAAAUGCCAAGUUAGGUUGGAUCACAAUGGAAAAUUUUCUAACACAGACAUUAAAGGUGUUCACUCUGAGAAUGGACCAGUUCCGGUGGAAGAACUGGGAAAGAAACAUGCUGUGAAAAACCUCAAACCACCUCCCCCAGAAAGUUGGAACACAGUGUCUGGAAAGAAGAUGAGAAAACCAUCAGCUUCGGGGCAAAGUUUCCAUUCUGAUACGGAUUACAGAGGGCCAAAGAAUCCAAGCAAGCCAACUAAAGCCCCGUCAGCACUACCUCCUCGGCUCCAGCAUCCUUCAGGAGUAAGGCAGCAUGCAGGGGCCCAGUCACAGAAAUCGUCCACUGAACACAAAAAUCUUAACAGGAUACCCUCCCAGAUUAUAAGAAAACCUGAUCGUGAGAGAGGUGAGGAGUUCGAUCACAUGAGUCGAGAAUCUCAUUAUUUUGGCCUCUCCCCUGAAGAGCGCAGAGAGAAGCAAGCUAUAGAAGAAUCUCGUUUACUGUAUGAGAUUCAGAACAGAGAUGAGCAGGCUUUCCCUGCCCUUUCUAUGUCAUCAGUCAGUCAAUCAGCUUCUCAAAGUAGCAACUCGUGUGUCCAAAGAAGAUCUUCCCAUGGAAAUGAUAGGAAAGGAAGCAGACGGAGAGUGGACUCAGAAGAACGGAAAGAUAAAGAUUCUGUCCAUGGCCAUACUCACCUGGAUAAGAAACCUGAGCCAAGUACCUUGGAGAACAUAAGUGAUGAUAAAUGCGCAAGAGUUUCCUCACCGUUGAAGUCAAAGAAGUUGGAAUGCCCAUCUCCUGCAGAACAAAAGCCAGCAGAACACGUGUCUCUGUCAAAUCCAGCUCCCAUUCUUGUGUCUCCAGAGGUCCACCUAACUCCUGCGGUGCCUUCUUUACCAACCACUGUGCCAGCCUGGCCAAGUGAACCCACAACUUUUGGACCAACAGGUGUUCCUGCUCAAAUUCCCGUUUUGUCGGUGACACAGACUCUGACCACUGGACCUGAUUCUGCCGUAUCCCAAGCUCAUUUGACACCUUCUCCAGUUCCUGUAUCCAUGCAGGCAGUUAACCAGCCCUUGAUGCCUUUGCCUCAGACAUUGAGCCUUUACCAGGACCCACUGUAUCCUGGAUUUCCUUACAAUGAAAAGGGAGAUCGAGCCAUUGCACCACCUUAUUCACUGUGUCACACUGGAGAGGACCUGCCUAAAGAUAAGAACAUUCUUCGGUUCUUCUUCAAUCUUGGAGUGAAGGCAUACAGUUGUCCGAUGUGGGCCCCACAUUCUUACCUGUACCCUCUGCACCAGGCCUACCUGGCAGCCUGCAGGAUGUACCCAAAGGUCCCUGUCCCUGUCUAUCCUCAUAAUCCUUGGUUCCAAGAAGCUCCUUCUGCUCAGAGUGAAAGUGAUUGUCCUUGUACCGACGCACACUUUCCUAUGCAACCUGAGGCCAGUGUUAAUGGCCAAAUGCCACAGGCAGAGAUGGGACCGCCGACCUUUUCUUCACCCCUGGUUAUCCCUCCGUCUCAGGUGUCUGAAAGUCAUGGACAGUUGUCUUACCCAGCUGAUCUAGAAUCUGAGAAUCCUGGCCAGCUUCUUCAUGCUGAAUAUGACGAAUCACUAAGUGGCAAGAAUAUGUUCCCACCAGCGUCCUUUGGCCCUAAUCCAUUUCUAGGUCCAGUUCCCAUAGCACCUCCUUUCUUUCCUCACGUUUGGUAUGGAUACCCUUUUCAAGGAUUCAUAGAAAACCCAGUAAUGAGGCAGAACAUUGUCCUGCCUUCUGAUGAGAAAGGAGAAUUGGAUCUACCCCUGGAAAAUUUGGAUCUGUCUAAAGAAUGUGAUUCUGUUUCAGCUGUAGAGGAGUUUCCGGAAGCCAGAGGUGAAGGUGCACAUUCUCUUCCUGAAACAAAUGUGAGCAGUAAGCAUGAAGGCCGCGCAGAGCAGUCAUCCCAGACACGAAAAGCAGAGCUGGCACUGGCUUCCAUUCCACCAGUAGCAGAGGCAAAGGCUCAUCUUCCCACUCAGAUUCUAAACAGAGAGAGAGAAAUUCAGCCAGUUGAACCUGAAGCUAAAAGGACCAUUCCAAGUCUGAAAGAAAAACCAGAAAAAGUGAAAGAUGCUAAGACUGCUGCUGACGUGGUCAGCCCUGCGCCCAGCGCUGCGGAUAACAGAGUGCAGAGACCAAAAGAAGAGAGUUCAGAAGAUGAGAAUGAAGUAUCUAAUAUUCUGAGAAGUGGCAGAUCCAAGCAGUUCUAUAAUCAAACUUACGGAGGCAGGAAGUACAAAAGUGAUUGGGGCUAUUCUGGUAGGGGUGGAUAUCAACACGUUAGAAGCGAGGAGUCCUGGAAAGGACAGCCGAGCAGAAGUCGGGAUGAAGGGUAUCAGUACCACCGCAACGUUCGAGGACGCCCCUACAGGGGAGAUAGGAGGCGGUCCGGGAUGGGAGAUGGCCAUAGGGGGCAACACACUUGAUGGCUGUUGCUGGAGACUUUGAGGGCAGAAACCCUUUGUGAGGUGGAAUGUUUCUGAAGGCUUUAACAAAUACAUUAAAAUAAAAAUCCAAAUUGGAACUGUCUUCUCCCCUCCCCAUGUAGCUUUGCUCCUAUUCUGGACAAGAGAAAUUGGACAGACCUCAAGGGGCAGGUGUAUUUCUGGCAUUGCCACUUCAUUCAUUGUCUUUGAUUUAUCAGGUGACUUUUCCCUUAACGAUUAGGAAAUAAGUUUGUUAAAGUAUUUUUUAUAAACAGCUUAAUAUAAAACAUUAUAGAUUUAGUGUUUUAUUUUCCUUGUAUAAGUUUGAUUUGAUUUUAAUGUUGGAAAUGUGUGCUUUAUAGUGUUUAAUAAAGUGACACGAAAAUACACCAUUUGACACACUAUAGAUUCCAAAACAUAACAUUGCACCAAAUAGAAAUUAUGCAAUGCCUUAGUCAUAAACUGGGCUCAAAUAAUCCUCAGCCUAAAACACUGUUGUCUUUUAAAAUGCUUCCCACCCAAAGGCCUUUCAUCUCAAUAUCUGUCAAACUUGAAUAAUGUCUUCUCUUUAAUAUUUCACUUUGGCAGCCUAUUACCCAUGUCUUAGAAAUGUUGUAAAUAGUUCUUUUAAUAUUAAUAGGGUCUAUUUUUAAAUUUUGGUGAGCAUUUGUUGAGUUUGAGACUGCAAACAAGAAUAGAUGUUUAGGAAAUAGUAGGAAAUCCACUGAAAUCGCUGUUUCCAACAAGAAUUCUCAGCACUGGUGUAAAUAUCAUGGUGCCUAUUUGAAAGUUACGUAGAUGCUAUGCAUUUCGAAAAUAAUCUGCAUCUGUUAAAACUGCAGAAGUUUUUUAAUGCCACUUUAACACUAAUGCACUGACAGAUUCUAAAUAUUUAGAGAAGAAGUGUUAACACUUUGGCUUGACAGGUAUCUGGAGCGUCCCUGUGUUUUGUUUUCUUGCCCCAUUCGUUAUAUGUAUCACUUUACAUUUGCAUGUUCAACUUGUCAUGGCUGGAAUUAUUGUACAAAAAGAUGAUUGUGACUUCUAGGUCUUUUCUAGAGGAUGCUGCUAGAGAAUGGUUUUGCUUUGCAUUUUAGUGUUUUUUACCCUUAGGUUACUUUUUUUUUUUGUAAAAAAAAUCUUGUUUCUGUCCUUGCAGUAUUCACCAGAGGUUUGCUUUGCAUGUUGUACUCUAUUCUUUGGACACUUUUCUCUUUUGGACUGCACAGUAUUCAUUCAUCUGUGUUAAUUUUGUAAAGUUAACUGUUGCUUGUAUUUCUUUUGUACAUACCAAUGUGAUGAUCUACCUUUUUUAUGUUGAUCACCUUUGUAUCUAGUUUGAGUGCUAUGCAGAUAAUCUAGACUAAUUUGUCUUUGCAUGCCAUGUGUAAUCAUACUUAGCCAAAACUAGAUGUGGUGGCUUUGCGUGUGUGUGUUUUAAAGCAGAUUAUUUUAAAAGCAAAUACAAUUCACUUGAAUCGGAUGGAUUAAAGCAGAUUUUUUUUCUGGGUUCUCUGCUGACCUAUAGGAAAGUCUGGAUGCCAGCUUGGCUCAGUGAAUCUCCACUGUACUGUAAUAAUGGUUAUUUACCUCUGUGCUAGCUUACCUAAUGUCUGUGUAACUGCUGAUUUGCGUAGUGAUUAGUGUUUAGAUAUUUUGUAACAUAGGAUUUUAGAGAGCACUUUGAAAGACAACAUUUUAUUAUGAUGGUGCUAGGUAAAAUUUUGAAGAGUGAAAUGGUUGUGUGACAAAAUUUCUUGGGGAGAAUCUGUGGAUAGGAAUUUGUUGUCACCUGACAAGCUAGACCAUUUUUGAAGGUACUGCCUAAGCCAAUUGUUUGUUACUAUCAGUGGCUGAAUUAUGGAUGAGAUGUUUAGAGGGUCCUCUACUUUCAACUCAUGCUUUUUUUUAGUGUAGGAUUAGUGUACCUGUUCAUUAUUGUGAAAAUCACAUUCUGAAAUGAAUACCGAUUUAAAAGUUGAAUAUGUUUGAUCUCAGGAGUCCAAAAGAAGUGUCUGUUUCCAGUUUCCGUCAUUACACUUACUGGGGUUUGUGCUCAGUUUUCUGGAAAUGAUCAGAAAUUGGAUGGGGAAAGAAUGCUUAACUUUCUUCACUGUCUUACCUCAAUUGAGUAACAAUACUCUACAGCUCCUGAAGGAAACACUGAUUUGCUCCCUGUUUCCUGGAUCUCACCUCUAGGGCAUGAUGGAAACAGUGCUGAAUGGUACUUUUCUCAGUGACCUCUGGAAUAACAGAAUUCUGAAUUUUGUUAGAUUUUAAAACUUUAAUCUUUGCAUGAAGGUCAGUUUUGUUUCUUCCUUUAGGUUUGUUUUUAAAUGUCGUAGUCUAGUGGAUUUUGCCUUGUGCUGAGGUCAAACUAGGGCCAGGCAGAUGGACAUACUGUAUGUGUUGGCACGAGAUUUUCUGUGUAAGAAAAAAUGAUGCAAGAGUAUAGAACUGAAUCAUUGGUAUUUGAUUUGGAAACAACAAAACUUUAUUCAUACACAUUUUGAAGAAUAAGUGUUUAGACUGACCAAAGCUCACCUGUCCUUUUUCAGUUAGGUGCUUUUGUUCAACUUGAUCUUGGCUCCCUUGUGGUGUAGUAUGUGUAUCUUCCAGGUUUUUCCCCCUCAGACGUACCUUUAACUCUUACCGGUGGCAGGAUGUUUGUGUCUUUUACUCCCAUGCUGUUCCUGGUAACCUGCAGAUUCACUGUUUUAUAGACCCAAGCUCAGACCUUGUCUUUGAACUGGCACAGAUUAGGUUUUCUCAAACCACAGUGCUGAUCCAGCUUAUUUGAUGCAAACCCUAUAUUCUUACAGUGUGUUCUUUCCUUUGUGACUCAAGGGUAAAUUAAAUGCCUGUGAACUGCAAACUCGCGUAUGAUUGACUUGGUGCAAUAAAAUUCUAACCAUUUCUGGUUUAGGAAAUGUUCAGCCAUCUUAAAAACUAGCAAUAUUUAUUUUUGCCUCACUUGUUUUACUUUCAGUUGUCUUUCACUUAUGGGUACUUAAGCAAGGUCCAUUCUAGUGUAGCUGAGGGGAAUGUAUAUUUGGCUACACUGUUUCCUGUUUACUCUUGUUUGCUCACUGUUUUGUCUAAAUGCUAUUGUUUUGGUUAACUCUUAAUGGCUCACUUCCAGUGCAUCAGUUUCAAAGAACUGAGGUUUUGCUACUAGUGUUAGCUAUUUAAUCUCCCACUAUAAUUUUCCUAAAGAAUUUUUCCCCCCAAGAUAAGUUUUAGAAAAUCAUUUAUGGGGUGGGUGCAUGUCUUAAUGCUGAGAAGCAGUGACUUUGGGGCUGAAUUUACUUGAAUGGAUUAAAAUUGCAUUUGUUACAGAGCUAGAAAAAAAUGUAUGGGAAAUGAUAAUAGCCUUACACUGAGUAAAAUAAUACGUAAAAGCAUGUGAAGAUGUGAUCAUUUGUGAUGUUACUUGUAAAAAAAAGUAUAUAUAUAUAUAUACAUAUCUUUUGAAGUGUUGAAAGGAACAUAGUACUUUAUAUUCUUUAUCAUAUCACCUUUUGUAAGUGUUGAAUAUAUUCCUGUUUAUUUUUCUAUGUUCUGUUUUGUAGCCUUAAGAAGUGUUUCAAACAUAUCUGAAUGUAUAAAAUAAGAGUAAAUGCCCUACAUGGUGUGAUGCUGCAUUAUAUAAAAACUGUGUGCAUAUAUUAAAUUUUGUCUCCUGAA